Pleurotus ostreatus (oyster mushroom) is the source of this 543-nucleotide messenger RNA. RefSeq lists its product as uncharacterized. Bases 1 to 543 code for a protein of 180 amino acids. The transcript has 5 exons. NCBI's taxonomy places the organism in Eukaryota, Fungi, Basidiomycota, Agaricomycetes, Agaricales, Pleurotaceae. The record is from RefSeq and is a predicted model, not a curated record.
AUGGUUCGAUUCGCUUCAUUCUUCAUCGUCGUCGUCGCCGCGGUUGGGGGGUUUUGUACCCCUCUUAAACGCACAGCGAACGAAAUCAAACAAGAUAUAACCAUCCUGACAUCAAAGGCGUCGGAAAUGGCAUCAAGUAUCGAUGCGUUUGUCACCCCAGACAUACGUGCAGCGCUGGCAGUGCACGUAGCCAACGGCCAGGUCAAUACAAAUUUGAAGCAAGCUACGACCCAUGCUCUGGCAACGCCUCGGCUGGAAUUGGCGGAUGCCCAAGACAUCGUCAGGCUUCUAAAAGGAAAUGUAGACGUCGAUGGGAGAGCUCUGGUCCUGUUACGGACUAAAGUCAAUUUGGUUAAGGCUAUUCCAGUUAAUGGCACCGUUGCUCUCGUCAACGGCGACCUCAUCACCACUAGCAAGGCUUUUAGCAAGUACAUUGACGCACUGAAGGCGAUAAUCCUGCACGAAGAUCAGACAAAUGCGCUCGCUGCUCUUGAAGCCAAGGCUGCUGCGGACUUCGCACGGACCGCUGCCCUGUUCGUUUGA